This is a messenger RNA of Lodderomyces orthopsilosis Co 90-125, 897 nucleotides long. RefSeq lists its product as uncharacterized. The transcript has a single exon. The record is from RefSeq and is a predicted model, not a curated record. Bases 1 to 897 code for a protein of 298 amino acids. NCBI's taxonomy places the organism in Eukaryota, Fungi, Ascomycota, Pichiomycetes, Serinales, Debaryomycetaceae.
AUGGCGAUUUUCAACAAGAUAUUUGGAAAAUCAGAGAAACAAUCAUCCGAAGAUCAAAUCAAAGAGCUCGGCUUUGAAAUCAGUACUUGUUCAGAAACAUGUGAUGACUGUACGGCAAAAUUCCCCAAAUCAUUGUCAUUUGAAGAAAACGACAAACUUUGGCAUUCUACCAAACCAUACGGAUUACAUUUGAACGUUUCAACAGGAAGAACUGAUUGGCCACAUGAUGCAACUGGUAAAUCAAAUACCUUGUCUCAUGCAGUUGCUUCAUGGGCUUCUAAGCAUGGAGAUACACCUAUAGGGACUAUCAAGGUUACUUGUUCGUCAUUUGCUAGUGACGAAAUGUAUUCUGAUGAAGACUACAUAACUGAACAAACUGGAGACGUGUUGGUGUUACCGUAUUUCUUAUGGAUCAAAGGAUUGAAAAUAACUGAUGUUGAUAAAAUAUUGUCAAAGUUGGUCUACAUCUUAUCAACCAGUGAACAUGACAAAUUACAAGUGAGCGAUAUCCAGUCACAAAUCCCACAAGUCAUACCUGACGUGAACAAAGCUUACAUCCUAUUGUGCUCCCAUCGUACAAGAGACAAAAGAUGUGGAAUCACGGCACCGAUAAUGAAACGAGAAAUGGAAAUGUAUUUAAGAGAAUUGGAUUUGUAUCGUGACAUGUGUGAUACAUCACCUGGUGGUGUCAAUGUGGGGUUUAUAAACCAUAUUGGGGGUCAUAAAUAUGCAGCAAAUGUGAUCAUAUAUCUAAAACAGUCAGGGAAAAAUAUUUGGUUAGCAUUGUGUAAACCCAAUAACGUAAGACCAAUUAUCGAUGAGUGCAUUUUGCAUGGAGGUAAAGUUUGGCCAGAUAAGGUGAGAUUGGUUCAGAAAUUUGAUCCAAUAGAAUGGUAG